Molecule: messenger RNA, 270 nt
Organism: Rotaria sordida
Lineage: Eukaryota; Metazoa; Rotifera; Eurotatoria; Philodinida; Philodinidae
Source: the annotation of a GenBank genome assembly
AUGGAUUCAUCGACAAGAACAAAUAUUUUAAAUAAACGACAUACGUUAAAUAUUCCAAAAUCUCCAUCAACUAAUGAUACUUCUGAUAAUUCUCGACGUCCUUCAUUUAAUACUGGUCGACGAUUAAGUUUUCAACAACAAGAAAUAACUGAAUCGUCGAAGUCAAAAACAAAUCUAAGAAAUUUUUAUGUAUUUUUUGUAUUACUUUUUCUUUUUAUUUUUCUUGCUGUUAUUUAUUCAUUUAUUCGUAUGAUAAAAAAUCAAUCGUAA